Messenger RNA from Physella acuta, 1950 nucleotides. RefSeq names its product tubulin delta chain. NCBI's taxonomy places the organism in Eukaryota, Metazoa, Mollusca, Gastropoda, Physidae. The record is from RefSeq and is a predicted model, not a curated record. Gene Ontology annotation, cellular component: microtubule. Gene Ontology annotation, molecular function: structural constituent of cytoskeleton; GTP binding. Gene Ontology annotation, biological process: microtubule-based process.
UGCUGCUACUUUAACAAUUUACCACUAGAUUUCUCUAUAAUACUUUAUAUCUACUGUAGGCCCUAAGCCUAAUCAUUAAACUAAUUUAACUAACUAUACACACUAACUAAACCACUUAACUAAAAUAAUUCGUUAAUCUAUCGUUUUAGUUUCCGGCCAAAUGUCUGUGAUCACGCUACAGUUGGGGCAGUGUGGCAACCAGGUGGGUGAACAGACUUUCUCCACCCUGACUGACGACAUAUUUGCCAAGGCCACUGGCGUCAGUGCUAAAGAGAACAGGGAUUACGUCGAGACAUCACUUGAGACAUUCUUCACCCAGUCUGAGAGAGGGAGAGAUGGAACACCAUCUACUCCCACUGCCAGAGCUGUCUUAGUUGACAUGGAAUCUAAAGCCAUCUCCCAGAGCAUACAGCGGGCUCGGAGAAAUGGCAAAUGGAGAUAUUCCCAAAAACAGUCCUAUUGCCAGCAAAGGGGAUCUGGGAAUAACUGGGCAUAUGGGUACUGCAUCCAUGGGCCAAAGUCUAAAGAGAACAUAAUGAAUUUGGUGAGGAGAGAGGUCGAGAAGUGUGAUCGUCUCGGAGGUUUUGUCAGUUUUUUAAGUUUAGCUGGAGGAACAGGCUCAGGUGUUGGGGCUUACGUCACUCAGAGCUUACGGGAUGAAUUUCCUCACUCAUUCAUAUUGAACCAGGUUGUGUGGCCCUACAGCACAGGGGAGAUAAUAGUCCAAAACUACAAUGCUGUAUUAACAUUAUCCCAUCUUUACGACACAGCAGAUGCUCUGGUUGUCAUGGAGAAUGAUUCUCUGCAUAAGAUCUGCAGCCAGCUUUUAAACAUCAAAAAUAUUUCCUUCGGUAACAUCAACAAGGUGAUAGCACAUAAACUGACAAGUGUUCUACAGCCUAGCUUCUUCCCUCAGGCAGCUGGAGGUGCUAGGUGUGAUCUAGGUCUUUUACUGGAACAGUUGGUGCCACACCCCCAGCACAAGUUGCUGACUGUGAAAAAUAUUCCCCAAAUGUCAGACGUGGCUCGAGAGUUUAGUGUCUACCAUUGGCCAGGCCUGAUGAAAAGUUUACGCCAGAUGUUGAUUGCUGAUGCCCCCAUGGAAGAAGGUAUUAACUGGGAGGUGAAACCAGCCUCAAGAACGGCUAGUGGACACACGUGCUUCAACAGGUCAUUGUCCUCCAUGUUGGUCCUGCGGGGACAGGAAGCUUCCAGUACAGACGCCAGCAUGUUCUCAGACCCAAACAUCUACACAUCCUGGGUGCCAGAGGACCUCAUGUCCUGCGUCAACAGGCAGCCCAGGAUGUUUUGUGAUUACGAAAAGUCUGCUGCGCUGGUGAGCAACAGUUGCGCCAGUGUGAAGCCACUGAACCUGGUCAUGGACAGGGCCUGGAACAUGUUCUCCUCGCGAGCUUAUGUCCACCAGUACCUGAAGCACGGCCUGAGUGAGGAAGAUUUCCUAGAUUCAUUCGUCAGCUUAGAGAAGGUCAUAGCAAGCUAUAACCACUUGUGACCAGAUGUCUUGUAAGCUUAGAGAAGGUCAUCGCAAGCUAUAACCACUUGUGACCAGAUGUCUUGUAAGCUUAGAGAAGGUCAUCGCAAGCUAUAACCACUUGUGACCAGAUGUCUUGUAAUAUGUCUAGUUUACACAAAUAUUUAUAAAAUAUAAGUUCAUGUAAUAUGUACAAGCCUUGAACUUAGCUUUGAAAAAGUAAAUUGCUAAAUUGUAGCUACUGUGGUGUCCUCAAUUGGUGUAAAGUUUCAUCAAAUGUUUCAACUGACAGUGAAGUGGUUUUAUCACUUCUAAAACUAAAGUUAAGGCUACAGUGAUUUAUUGAAUAUUAAAUACACCAAAAAAAUUCGUUCAUGUAAUGUUGAUUGUUUUUUUUUUUCUCAUCAAAGCUUUCUGUGAUAAAGCUAUAUUUUAUUCAUAAAAUUGUUAUUGUUCAU